Messenger RNA from Drepanopeziza brunnea f. sp. 'multigermtubi' MB_m1, 1119 nucleotides. RefSeq lists its product as uncharacterized. Gene Ontology annotation, cellular component: nucleus; cytoplasm. The record is from RefSeq and is a predicted model, not a curated record. Gene Ontology annotation, biological process: inositol phosphate biosynthetic process; phosphatidylinositol phosphate biosynthetic process. Gene Ontology annotation, molecular function: inositol hexakisphosphate kinase activity; inositol-1,4,5,6-tetrakisphosphate 3-kinase activity; inositol-1,4,5-trisphosphate 3-kinase activity. Lineage: Eukaryota; Fungi; Ascomycota; Leotiomycetes; Helotiales; Drepanopezizaceae.
AUGGCAAAGCCCCUACCUUCCCACGCAGAGCUGAUCGACUACAACUAUGCCGUCGCGGGACAUGACGGAACGCUCAGCGAUGUUGACGGUGAGCUCUUCAUCAAGCCUUGCACCCAGGCUGAGAUAGCCUUCUACGAAGCCUCCGUAGCAGAACAUCCUGAAUUCGCCCAGUUUAUGCCUACGUACAUGGGCACCUUGACCCUCGACGAACACUCCAACGGCACGACGAUAGAGCAAGCAGGUGCUGCCCUGCUGGCCAAACAUCCCGUAGCCGAGCACUACGAGCACCAUAAUGGGACAAGCAUAGAAAAUGCUGCCAUCUACGAGCGGAAUGAGGAGGCGCUGGACAAGGCAGAGGCGGCUAUGAUUGCCAAACAUGCAGCUGAGCCUGUUGCGCCAGCCAAACCCAGCAAGAAGAUAGUGACGAACCAAGCCGUGGUGCUCGAGAACGCCGCCCAUGGUUUUGUCCGGCCAAACAUCUUGGAUGUUAAAUUGGGCGUGCGCUUAUGGGCUGAUGAUGCCGCCGAAGAGAAGCGCAUACGCUUCGACAAGAUCACCGCGGAGACGACACAUAAAGAUCUCGGUUUCAGAAUAGCUGGCAUGCGGGUCUGGCAGGGUGAGGGAGCUACAGGCAAUGAUAUCGACAAGGAAGGGUACAAAGUAUUUAAUAAGAAUUACGGAAGGGUUUCGGUCCAGACAUCCAACGUGGAGGAUGCAUUCAGGAAUUAUUUGUUCUCGCCAGGAGCAGGCGUGGACGAAGAACUGGGCAAGUUAAUUGCGCAAGCUCUGCUCACAGACGUGAAGCGAGUUCAAGCCGUGCUGGAAAGCCAAGAGAGCCGCAUGUUCUCCGCCAGUCUCCUGUUCGUUUACGAAGGCGACGGAGCAGCUCUCAGAAACGCCAUGGAAGAGGCCAGCCAGACUCCACCAAAACUGACAAACGGCGAUGGUGAGACGUCCGAGGACGACGACGAAGAUGAGGUCCUGGGACCGAAGAUAUACGUUGUGAACGUCAUCGACUUUGCGCAUGCUGAGUGGACGCCUGGGCGGGGCCCGGACGAGAACUCGCUGACGGGCGUGAGGAGCGUUGCUCGCAUCUUGCAGAGCAUUGCGGACGCUUGA